Molecule: messenger RNA, 471 nt
Organism: Saccharomyces eubayanus
Lineage: Eukaryota; Fungi; Ascomycota; Saccharomycetes; Saccharomycetales; Saccharomycetaceae
Gene: APS1
Product: Aps1p
Exons: 1
Coding region: 1-471 (156 amino acids)
Biological process (GO): vesicle-mediated transport; protein transport
Cellular component (GO): AP-1 adaptor complex; intracellular membrane-bounded organelle
Molecular function (GO): clathrin-cargo adaptor activity
Source: RefSeq, a predicted model, not a curated record
AUGACACAAUUAAGGUAUUUGAUAUUGGUUUCUAGACAAGGAAAGAUUAGAUUAAAGAAAUGGUAUACUGCAAUGUCUGCUAGUGAAAAGGCCAAGAUAGUAAAAAAUCUGACACCUACGAUUCUAGCAAGGAAGCCUAAAAUGUGCAACAUCAUCGAAUACAGUGACCACAAAGUGGUAUAUAAGCGAUACGCCAGUCUUUUCUUCAUUGUGGGAGUGACGCCGGAUGUCGACAACGAACUGUUGACUUUGGAAGUCAUCCAUCGAUUUGUGGAAACAAUGGACACUUAUUUCGGCAACGUUUGCGAAUUGGAUAUAAUCUUCAAUUUCAAUAAAGUCUACGAUAUUUUGAAUGAGAUGGUUAUGUGCGAUGGAUCCAUCGCAGAGAGUAACAAGAAAGAGGUGCUGCACCAUGUGACUGUGAUGGACACUAUGGAGAGCAACGAUAACCUGGAAAGAGUGCUAAGUUAG